Messenger RNA from Amblyraja radiata (thorny skate), 6013 nucleotides. RefSeq names its product myosin-16-like. NCBI's taxonomy places the organism in Eukaryota, Metazoa, Chordata, Chondrichthyes, Rajiformes, Rajidae. Bases 97 to 5913 code for a protein of 1938 amino acids. The transcript is spliced from 44 exons. Gene Ontology annotation, cellular component: cytoplasm; myosin filament; myosin II complex. The record is from RefSeq and is a predicted model, not a curated record. Gene Ontology annotation, molecular function: actin filament binding; ATP binding; microfilament motor activity.
CAAAUUCCAAUAAGACUUCACAGCAGCUUCUGCCCCUGUGUCCGAGGGAGAUCUCUGUUCUUCUCGAGCAUAAUCUGCAGCCAACUUGAAUCCAAAAUGGGAGGCAAGGGAGAAUGUGGAGAUGAUGUUGAUCCUAUGCCUUUCUUGGGUCCGACCGAGAAGGAGAAACUGGACUUCAUGAAGAAGCCCUAUGACAUCAAGAAGUCCUGCUGGAUCAAAGAUGAUAAGUGUGGUUUCGUUGAAGGAGAAAUCCAGUCUGAAAAAGAUGAGCAAGUCACGGUGAAGACAGCCAAGACAACUGUGACUAUGAAGAAGGAUCUUGUUCAACAGAUGAAUCCACCUAAGUUUAUUCAAGCCACAGACAUGGCCAACCUGACCUUUCUGAAUGAGGCCAGCGUCCUCGUGAAUCUCCGGGAUCGCUAUGUCAACAUGCGAAUCUAUACAUAUUCUGGGCUGUUCUGCGUGACUGUGAACCCUUACAAAUGGCUGCCCAUCUACGGCACCAGAGUGGCGAAUAUGUACAAGGGCAGGAAACGCAAUGAGAUGCCUCCUCAUCUUUUCUCAAUCUCUGACAACGCAUAUCAUGACAUGCUCAUGGAGCGUGAAAACCAGUCAAUGUUGAUCACAGGAGAAUCUGGUGCUGGAAAGACUGAGAAUACCAAGAAGGUUAUCCAGUAUUUUGCCAACAUGGGCGGCUGUAAGCCAAUCGGUGGUGAUGAGAAGGGCUCCCUGGAAGAUCAAGUCAUCCAGGCCAACCCUGUGCUGGAAGCCUUUGGCAACGCCAAAACCACCAGGAACAACAACUCCUCGCGCUUUGGAAAAUUCAUCCGCAUUCACUUUGGUCCAUCCGGCAAACUCUCGGGUGCUGAUAUUGAGAGCUAUUUGCUUGAAAAAUCGCGUGUGAUCUCGCAACAGUCAGCUGAGAGAGGCUACCACAUCUUCUAUCAGCUCUUGUCUGGAAAGAUCCCAAGCAUAAUCGAGGCACUGUUGUUGCAGCCUGACCCGAACCAAUACUUCUGGGUCUGUCAGGGUGUCGUUAGUGUGGACAACAUGGACGAUGGAGAGGAGUUGGGUCUCACUGAUGUUGCCUUUGAUGUCCUGGGCUUCACUCCUGACGAGAAACUGGGCAUCUACAAGUUGACUGGGGCAAUUAUGCAUUUCGGUAACAUGAAGUUCAAGCAAAAACCAAGAGAAGAACAAGGAGAAGUUGACACUCCUGAAGUGUCGGACAAAGUCGCCCACUUGUUUUCCAUCAAUUCUGGAGAUUUGCAAAAGGGCAUCACCAGGCCUAGGGUGAAGGUUGGCAACGAGUUUGUGCAGAAGAGCCAGAACGUGGACCAGUGCUACAAUGCGAUUGGCGCGUUGGCGAAGUCUGUUUAUGACAAAAUGUUCAAGUGGAUGGUGGUCAGAAUCAACAAGACCUUGGACACCAAGUUACAGCGCCAGUACUUCAUAGGAGUGCUGGACAUCGCUGGCUUUGAAAUCUUUGAGUUCAACAGCUUUGAGCAACUCUGCAUCAACUUCACCAACGAGAAGCUGCAACAGUUUUUCAAUCACCACAUGUUCGUCCUGGAACAGGAGGAAUAUAAGAAGGAGGGGAUUGUCUGGACGUUCAUUGAUUUCGGCAUGGAUCUCCAAGCUUGCAUCGAGCUGCUGGAGAAGCCCAUGGGAAUCUUCUCCAUCCUGGAAGAACAAUGUGUGUUCCCCAAAGCCACGGAUGCAACAUUCAAGGCCGCCCUGUACGACAAUCAUUUGGGCAAGUCCAACAAUUUCUUGAAACCCAAAGGUGGCAAAGGAAAAGCAGAACCCACCUUUGAGCUGGUCCAUUAUGCUGGCACGGUUGGCUACACCACCCAGGGUUGGCUGGAGAAGAACAAGGAUCCCUUGAAUGAAACGGUGGUGGGCCUUUUCCAAAAGUCAGCCCAAGCUUUGCUACCCAUUCUGUUUAAAGAAGAAGAAACACCAGCUGGUGGAAAGAAACAGAAGAAAGGCUCUUCCUUCCAGACUGUUUCUGCGUUUUACAGGGAACAGCUGAACAAGUUAAUGACCACGCUACGCAGCACCGCUCCCCACUUUGUGCGCUGCAUUGUGCCGAAUGAACACAAGCAGUCAGGUGUGUGUGAUGCUGCCCUAGUUCUUCAUCAACUUGCGUGUAACGGUGUACUGGAGGGCAUCCGUAUCUGCAGGAAAGGAUUCCCCAACAGACUGCAGUAUCCUGAGUUUAAACAGAGAUACCACAUCUUGAACCCCAAUGUCAUCCCUAAGGGAUUUGUUGAUAACAAGAAAGCUUCAGAACUGGUCCUUGCUUCACUUGGUCUGGAGGAAAAUGAGUACAAAAUUGGACACACUAAGGUGUUCUUCCGGGCCGGUGUCCUGGCCAAGCUGGAGGACUUCCGUGAUGACCGACUGGCAAAGAUUCUCACAAUGAUUCAGUCUCGUUGCCGCGGGAUGCUGAUGCGAAUAGAAUUCAAAAAGAUGCUGGAUAGAAGAAUCGGACUGAUAGUUAUUCAACGCAAUGUCCGCCAAUUCCUGCAACUUCGCUUCUGGGGCUGGUGGAAACUGUACACCAAGGUUAAGCCUCUGUUGAACGUGGCCCGCCAGGAGGACGAGAUGAAGCUGAAACAGGAAGAGCUGAGAGCCGCAAUGGAACAGACCGGCGACCUCCUUGGGCGGAUCAAGGAACUCGAGGAGAAGACAGCAACCCUCUCACAGGAAAAGAAUGACCUCUCGUUGCAAGUCCAGGCUGAACAAGACAACAUUUCGGACCUGGAGGAGCGGCUCACUCUACUGAUGAAGACUAAGAUGGAACAUGAAAGCCAGAUCUCAGAUAUGAGGGAGCGGCUGGAAGAAGAGGAAAACUCAAGUUCCAAUCUUUCAUCGCAGAAACGGAAAAUGGAAGCAGAGAUAUCCGAACUGAAACUCGACCUCGAGGGCUUGGAAACAACCCUUGUGAAAACCGAGAAAGAAAAGCAGGCUCUGGAUGGCAAAGUGCGCACUAUGACCAAUGACCUCAAUCAGCGGGACGAAACCAUCGCCAAACUGCAAAAGGAGAAGAGAGCCUUGGAUGAGCUUCAGCAGAAAACACUGGACGAUCUUCAGUCUGAGGAAGAUAAAGUCAACCAUCUGACGAAAACCAACGCGAAACUCAACUCCCAGAUUCAAGAGCUGGAAGAUAACUGGAGCCAGGAGAAGAAGAUCAGGACUGAGGUGGAGAAAGCUCGGCGAAAGGCUGAGGGAGAUCUGAAGAUGACAAUUGAAAACCUGAAUGAGAUGGAAAGAGCAAAGCUGGACCUGGAGGAAAUUCUGAAGAAGAGGGACAUGGAGAUUAAUUUAUUGACAUCCAAGUUGGAAGAUGAACAAUCUCUGAACACCACGUUACAUAGGAAGCUGAAAGAGCAUCAGUCCCGUAUUGAAGAGCUGGAAGAGGAACUUGAGGGCGAACGGGCGAUGAGAGCCAAGGUUGAGAAGCAGAGAGCCGAGUAUGCCCGUGACUUGGAGGAACUCAGUGACAGACUGGAAGAAGCUGGCGGGGCUACAGUGUCUCAGAUUGAGAUGAACAAGAAGCGGGAAACAGAACUGCUGAAGCUGCGACGGGAGCUGGAAGAGUCGGCGCUGCAGGCUGAGGCCACCGCCGCGGCGCUCAGGAAGAAGCAAACCGACUCCUUGGCUGAGCUGACGGAACACAUCGAGAACCUGCAGAGGGUCAAGGGCAAACUGGAGAAGGACAAGCAGGUCAUGAAAUCCGAGAUCGAUGAUCUCAGCGGCAACACGGAGGCCCUGCAGAAAGCCAAGCUUGGUGCAGACAUGCAUGUUCGAAAGCUGGAAGACAACUUAACAGAGGCCAUUGCCAAGUAUUCUGAAAUGGAAAGAAACAUGAGUGAAGUUAAUACGGUGAAGACCAGGUUAUCAGCGGAGAACAGCGAGUUGAGUCGUGAACAUGCGGAAGCCCAGAGUAAACUGAACCAGCUGAUCAGGACCAAAGUUACCCUCAGUACACACGUUGAAGACCUCAAGAGGCAACUAGAAGAAGAGUCACGGUCCAGAAGCGGAGCAGUGGUGGGUCUAGCCAACGCCAAGCAUGACAUGGACCUGACAAAGGAACAACUGGAGGAAGAGCAAGCGAGCAAAGCUGAACUGCAGCGACUGGUCUCCAAACUAAACAGCGAAGUGACUACAUGGAGGACCAAGUAUGAGACCGAUGCCAUUCAGAAGACAGAGGAACUGGAAGAGACAAAGAGGAAGCUGGCCGCUCGGUUGCAGGAGGCUGAAGAAGCUGCUGAGGCUGCACAAGCCCGGGCAGCCAGCCUGGAGAAGUCCAAGCAGAGACUCACUGGAGAGGUGGAAGACUUAUCCAUUGAGCUGGAAAAGUCAAACGCUGCUGCAGCUAUUCUGGACAAGAAGCAACGAUCCUUUGACAAAAUGCUUUCAGAAUGGCAGCAGAAAUAUGAAGAAAUACAGGUUGAACUGGACAGCUCGCAGAAGGAGUGCCGGAGCUACGUGACGGAAGUCUUCAAACUGAAGACAAGCUAUGAGGAGAUUAUUGAGCACCUCGAGGUUGUGAAGAAAGACAAUAAAAAUCUUCAAGAUGAGAUUAAGGAGCUGGUCGAUCAGCUGUCAGAAGGUGGGAAGAGUGUGCACGAGCUGAUGAAAUUAAGGAAGAAGCUGGAAAUUGAAAAGGAUGAACUGCAACUGGCUCUGGAAGAGGCUGAAAGUUUGCUGGAGACAGAGGAGGCUAAGUUGGUUCGGGUUCAACUGGAACUGGCACAGGUGAAGGCGGAUAUCGAGAGGAGAAUCCAUGAAAAGGAAGAGGAAUUCGAAAUCACCAGAAAGAACCACCAGCGUGCCAUUGAAUCGCUGCAGGCCAGCUUAGAUGUUGAAUCGAAGGGCCGUGCUGAGGCUCUCAGGCUGAAGAAGAAGAUGGAGUCCGACGUGAACGAGAUGGAGAUCCAGCUGGAGCAUGCAAACAAGAACAACGCAGAGCUGGUCAAGACCCUAAAGAGACUCCAGCAGCAACUCAAGGAAACACAGGCUCAAAUGGACGAGGACACCCGACGACACGAGGAACUGCGCGAACAGUUCAACCUGUCGGAGCGGCGCAUCAGCCUCCUGCAGACGGAGCUGGAGGAGCACCGCCACACGCUGGAAUCUAGUGAGCGAUCCCGCAAACUCACCGAGCAGGAGCUGGUGGAAGUGAGCGAGCGGUACAAUGAGCUCAACGUGCAGAAUAGCACCUUGCUGGUGUACAAGAGGAAACUAGAAGGGGAUCUUCAGUCACUCACCAAUGAACAUGAAGAACUGAUUCACGUGUUCCGAUCUGCUGAUGAGAAAGCCAAGAAGGCCAUGAGUGACGCCACCCGCAUGGGCGAGGAACUGCGGCAAGAACAGGAGCACUGCAUGCACCUGGAGAAGAUCAAGAAGAACUUUGAGAUCACCAUCAAGGAUUUGCAGGGAAAACUGGAGGAAUCUGAGCAAAUGGCCCUGAAGGGUGGACGACGUAUGAUCCAGAAACUGGAGACAAAGAUCAAGGAGCUGGAGUCUGAGCUGGACAUAGAGCAGAAACGCCAUGUGGAGACAGUGAAAAAUCUGCGUAAGAAUGAGCGCCGGCUGAAGGAGCUGAUCUUCCAAACCGAUGAAGAUCACAAGACGAACCAACGCAUGCAGGAACUGGUGGAGAAACUGCAGGUCAAACUGAAGAGCUACAAAAGGCAGAUUGAAGAGUCUGAGGAACAGGCUAACCAAAGCCUGGCCAAAUACAGGAAGACUGUGCACGAGUUGGACGAUGCCGAGGAGAGAGCAGGAAUGGCAGAGUGUGUCCUGAACAAACUCCGCACCAGGAACCGCGUGUCCGCCAGCAAAAGUUUCAGCACCGUCGAGGUCAUCCAGGUGUCCUCCAAAUCCACUCCCGAGGAGUAGGAAGGGCCUUGCCCCGUCUCGCCCAGUGGCCCCAACUUCAGUCACUGAGCAAAACCAUGUGUAAAAGGCACAUUAAAGUUUGUCCGUGUUGAACAUUUCA